CUUUUUUCUUCACACUAGAUGUGUGUAAAGAGCAGCACUUGUUCUCAGUACGCUGGAGAAAGUGUGUGAGAAAUGGACAAAUUUAUGUCUAUGUUAAUUCUACAGAUGUUGUUUGCUUUCUUUACACCGUGUCUCCUUGAGAUCAUUCCAAUAGACACCGUAUCUGUCCAUCCUGGAGAGAACAUCAUCCUGCACUGUAACAUAUCUAUUACAACUAAUUAUACUCAGAUACUGUGGUAUCGACUGGGAUCUGAGGAGGUGAAGCUGCUGAUAUCUGCUGAACAGGGGAGGCUGAUUAAAAAGUUUUUUCCUACUUAUAAUGUGAACGAGAGUCAAUUUAGUGUAACAGAAACUUGCAGUUUAGUGAUUUUUGACGUUAGACAGACAGACCUGGGAUUUCAUUACUGUGAAGGUCGAAAGGAUAAGACACACAUUCAGUUUGGGAAACCCAUCAGACUGAGUUUUACAGAUGAUCAUAAGACUGAUCAAUCACAAGAAUCUGCACUUCCUGCACACCGUGGACUUAUUAUUAUAAUCCUAUCAUGUGUGUGUGCAGUUUCUGUCUCAGUAACUGUCAUCUGUUCCUCUUUGUACUGUUCCAAGCUACAGGAUGGUUUUUCUACCUGGGACUCAAACAAUAAGGAAGCUGAGCUGGAACCAUCUGAUUUGACCUCUGUGACCUACACAAGUGUCUCCUGAUGGCCCAGAUAAGGACAAGCAUGAAGAUCACAAUAAGCAGAGAACCUCCUACAAGCUGAUUACAACAUUACAGAAGCUGUGUACUAAAUAAUUAAUGCUGUCUAAUGUCUGAU
Tachysurus vachellii is the source of this 812-nucleotide messenger RNA. RefSeq lists its product as uncharacterized. Bases 73 to 699 code for a protein of 208 amino acids. Gene Ontology annotation, biological process: response to bacterium. The transcript is spliced from 5 exons. Lineage: Eukaryota; Metazoa; Chordata; Actinopteri; Siluriformes; Bagridae. The record is from RefSeq and is a predicted model, not a curated record.